Molecule: messenger RNA, 2022 nt
Organism: Arxiozyma heterogenica
Lineage: Eukaryota; Fungi; Ascomycota; Saccharomycetes; Saccharomycetales; Saccharomycetaceae
Gene: RIM101
Product: alkaline-responsive transcriptional regulator RIM101
Exons: 1
Coding region: 1-2022 (673 amino acids)
Biological process (GO): positive regulation of transcription by RNA polymerase II
Cellular component (GO): nucleus
Source: RefSeq, a predicted model, not a curated record
AUGAGUUUACAGUUACAAGAUUUAUUAAAUAAAGAUUCAGAUUCAGCUGGCCCAUUGCUUGAAUCGGAUACUAUUGCUUCUGUUUCAUCCAAAACAACAGUACCAUCGCAAUUACAAGCUAAUAAUAAUAAUAAUGUGGAAGUUGUUCCAACUCUAGCUGCUGGUAAAAAUUUUAGCGCUAUAGCAUGUAAAAAAAAUAAAACCAUAGAUAUUAGUAGCGUAUUGAAUGAAAGCGAUAUUGGCCAAAUUAAUAAUAAUAAGAAUGAUAAUAAUGCUACUAAUAAUAGAACAUUAAUUACCCCUCCGGGGUCAGAUGUAGAAAAGGCCUCAAGAGAUGAAGAAAAUAUUAAUUAUGAGAAUAACAAGACUGUUGAUAAUGUUAAACAUGUUAAAGCUGGUAAAUUUAAUACUAUCGCUACCAAUAUGAAGGUAAAUGGUAAUAUGGUAAAUAAUCCAAUUUUAAAAGAACCUUUAAUAUGUCAAUGGCAUAAAUGUAACUUGAAAUUUUAUUCAGCUGCAUUGUUAUAUCAUCAUUUAUGUCAAGAUCAUGUAGGUAGAAAAUCUCAGAAAAAUCUACAGUUGAAUUGUCAUUGGGGUGAUUGUAAAGUUAAAACAGAAAAAAGAGACCAUAUUACAUCACAUUUAAGGGUCCAUGUUCCAUUAAAGCCAUUUGUUUGUUCAAAAUGUCAAAAAUUUUUUAAAAGACCACAAGAUUUGAAAAAACAUUUGAAGAUUCAUCUGGAAUCGAAUAUAGCUUCGAAAAAGAAAAGAGGUCGUAAAUUGGGUUCUAAAAAUGUCGUUAGGAAGCAAAAUAAUGCAACAGUGGAUUCCACAAAUUUGAAGAAUUUCAUUAAUAAUGAUAUUCAUUCAGUAGAGCCAAUAUUGAAUUCAGAUUUGAGAGAUAAAUUGAAAAACAUUUUACCAUUACCAACUAAAGUUGUUUCUACUCCAAAUCAAACCCAAGAUGUUUCUACGCCGGUACCAUUAGACUUUAUCCUACAACAAGAUGUUCUCACUCCACAAAGUGUUACAUCGUCGAUUAGUAACAGUGAAUUCCGUAAUUUGUCAAAUAGUUCUAGUUCACUAUCACCUGUUUCUGAUGUCCGUUCAAAUAUUACUAUUAAUGGACUUCCAAAGGCAAAUCCUACUUUGGCUCAAAAUCAUUUUAACCAGUCUACAACAAACACUUAUAUACCACCAAAUUCAACUAUAUUACAUACAUUUGACGAUAUACCAAGAACUUAUGUUCCUGCUGCAGUAACAUUUUUCACUAAACUAUCACAAAAUAUGGUUCUACAACAACAACAGCCACAGAAACAACAGCAACAAUCAGUGCAACCAGUACAAUUUAUUUCACAACAACAACAAGACCCUCAUAUGUCUAUUCCACAAUAUGUGCAUGUACAGCAGCCUUCUUCUGCUGCAACCAGUAACUAUCCAACACCUGGUUCUUUAAAUGAUUAUGGUAACGUAGAGUAUCCAGUGAUUCCACAAUUACCACCUAUUGGGCAGACUUCAAUUGCUUCACAACCGGUAGCAUAUGCUACACCUGCUGUUCCUGCACAAACAACUACACCUACUACAUUACAACCUACAUCUACAAUAGUACCAAUGGCUACACUACCUGUACUACAACCAAGAUUACAUUUCCAAAUGCCUUCAAGUGCUAUGGCACAACAAUUAGCACCACAGAGUAAUAACGGUAUUUAUUACAAACAUUAUGGUGUGUAUCAAAUGAAUAAUGGUCGAUCCGAAGAAUCUGAUGAUGAUUCUUCAGAGAUUGAUGAAGACGAAGAAAAUGGAUCAGUUAUUUUAUUAAAUGAUGAUGAGGAAGAUGCAGAAUUAUUGGAUGUUGUUAAUCUGGUUAAAGAUUAUUUGGUUUGCACUCUAUUAGAGGAAGAUUUUGAACUAGAUGUUGAUGAAAGGGUUGUGGAACAAAACAAUACUGAAAAUAUGUCUGAUAUCAAAUCGUUGAGUGACAAAUUUGACAAAGUUUUGAAAUACCCAAAGAUAGUUUUAUGA